This is a messenger RNA of Ostreobium quekettii, 990 nucleotides long. NCBI's taxonomy places the organism in Eukaryota, Viridiplantae, Chlorophyta, Ulvophyceae, Bryopsidales, Ostreobiaceae. The record is from the annotation of a GenBank genome assembly.
AUGACGGCCCUCUUUUGGGCCGCAUACAAUGGCCAAACGAGCACCGUGGCGCUGCUGUUGGAGAAGGGCGCAUCGGUAGACCAGGCUGACAAGUCUGGCUGGACGGGCCUCUCUUGGGCCGCAGACUUUGGCCACACGAGCACCGUGGCGCUGCUGUUGGAGAAGGGCGCAUCGGUAGAACAGGCUGACAAGGAUGGCGCGACGGCCCUCAUUCGGGCUGCAAGCGGUGGCCACACGAGCACCGUGGCGCUAUUGUUGAAGAAGGGCGCAUCGGUAGACCAGGCUGACAAGUAUGGCGCGACGGCCCUCAUGUACGCCGCAAUCAUUGGCCACACGAGCACCGUGAUGCUGCUGUUGGAGAAGGGCGCAUCGGUAGACCAGGCUACGGAGGAUGGCGCGACGGUCCUCAUGUACACCGCAGUCGUUGGCCACACGAGCACCGUGGCGCUGCUGUUGGAGAAGGGCGCAUCGGUAGACCAGGCUACGGAGCUCGGAUGCACGGCCCUUUCAAGUGCAUCGGCGAGGGGCCAUGACACUACAGUGGAGCUGCUGCUUUCCCGCGUUGCAACUGUGGACAGUGUCGACAAGGAUGGCAAUGCGCCCCUUGCAAAAGCAAUAAAAUUUGGCCACCCAAGCACUGUGGAGCUGCUGCUGAAGCAUGGGGCACGCACGGACGUACCAAACGAGACAGGAGCAACCCCUCUUUUUCAUAUUUGGUCCGACCAGCGGGAAGAGAAGACUGAUGAGCAGACUGCUGCGGAAAUUGUCAGAAUUAUGUUGGACCAUGGCGCUGCUGUGGAGGUUUCAGACAAAGGCGGCGUGACUCCGCUGAUGGCGGCUGCGAAGAGUGGCCACACAUCCGCUGCAGAAUUGCUGCUGAGCAAAGGGGCUUCGGUGGCGUCGACUGACAAGGAAGGAAGAACAGCGGCGCAGUACGCCAGCGCUGGGGGGCAUCACGAGCUGGCAAAGAAGCUGGGCGGUGGUGAUUGA